Messenger RNA from Aspergillus affinis, 2412 nucleotides. RefSeq names its product kinesin family protein. Gene Ontology annotation, biological process: microtubule-based movement. Gene Ontology annotation, cellular component: microtubule; kinesin complex. NCBI's taxonomy places the organism in Eukaryota, Fungi, Ascomycota, Eurotiomycetes, Eurotiales, Aspergillaceae. Gene Ontology annotation, molecular function: ATP hydrolysis activity; microtubule motor activity; ATP binding. The transcript has 7 exons. The record is from RefSeq and is a predicted model, not a curated record. The coding region runs from base 1 to 2412 and encodes 803 amino acids.
AUGGAUCCCCAAAGCGCUUUAGAGCCUGUUUCGGUAAGCUCAGCAUCGCACAAGAAUGUUAUCAACGAUAUUCUGAAGCGCUUAGACCGUCUAGAGAGUCAUGUCCUCCCGGAUAAGGACUCCGAUGAGAGGGACGAUGCGUCCAGUACAGCAUCAUUAGCUGACUCGGUCAUGAUCGAGCCCAUCACGUCACACCCAGGGAACCCAUGUCCCCCGAUCUCGCCAAGACCGGCCUUCGGAAUACUAGACCGGUUAAAGGAGGGCAAAGUCAAGUCGCAGCUGUCCAGCAUACUCUUUCAGCUUCGAUAUACAAAAUUCGGUCUUUUUGAAGAUGAACAAUUCGCCAAUGCGCUUCAAGCUUCAUUGGAAGAUCUUGAAAGCUCUGAGACCCAAAACGAAGGAUACAUGCCAUAUCCACGCCCAUUCGUUACGAAGGAAAUGGCGAGGAAGUGGUUGAAUCUCUUCUUUGAAACCCACCAGUUCGGGGCAUUUCAACUCGCUUUACCGAAGGAUUUCAUUAUGACCAUUCCUGAUCUGUUGGAGAUACGCCAUGUUCAACUGGACAACUUGUCCCUGAUAAUAUAUUAUAAUGUCGUUUUCCAAGGCAUGUUGUUGGAUCACGACAACAUUGAGGACAGAAAUUCCUUCGUGCAAUACUUCUACCAAACCUGCAUGGACAUGGUAGAGGGGUGGUUAGAUAAAGUCGAAAACACGGCGACAGAUCUCUACGCCACCUUCCUCAUGUAUUCGAUGUCUGUUGAGGCCUUCAACAGUGACUUGGCCUGGGAGAUCUUUGGGAAAUCAUGUACCAUUGCUCGAGCGCUUGGAUAUUUUGUUGUCGAUGUAGGGGCCCAAGACCCUAACGAUCAGCAAAUGGGAUUCAACCAAGCAGCCGAUGCCGAGAAUGAAACGGAGAAAAAUCGAAAACGGUUUGAGUUCUGGCACCUUUUACGGACAGAUUGCAUCUUUCGCUUGAAUUUUGGCAAGCCGGCCCUCAUUACCCAAGGGUCCUGGGCUGUGAAUUUUCCUGAUCCGAGCAUCGACGGAAAUGUCGAUGAGACUCCGCGCUUUGUUCAGAUCCAUUUUCUUGCCUCGAUGCGGCUUACUUUCGUCUUGUUGAAAUACCUCGACCUGAUGAACACCGAAACGCUGCAGGAUACAGUUCAAUACAACGAGGCCCUCGAAAACCUCGUAGCUGAGGCUAAAUCAAUCAUGACCGGGUGGAGAGUGGAGGAUUUACUGAAUGACACGACGAAUCAAAUCGACUUGUGGGUCUGUGUAGACAUACUGUUCAGCGGAUACAAGCUUCUCAUCAUCCUGUAUCAAUCGAAGAAAUCAGAUCAGAGCACUUCGCAUGAAAUUGUGGAUAUUGCGAGAACCUCCCUUACCACGAUGCAGUCUCUUGUUCAUUCAGCCCCGAAAAUGUACUGGGGGACAAGAGUCCUAGCAAGAUGGCGCCCCCUUAGCUCCGAUGAAGCAGGACAACAAGAGAUCGAGCGCGAGUACACACACCGAGACUCACACACAUCUUCACUCUCCAUUGCAGCACUCCUACAGCCACAAUCAGUCCCCAGCCGAGACCGCUCCUGGCAGAGCGGGCCAUCAUUCACAGAGAUAUUCGAAACAGACGACAAUAACAAGACAGUCUUUGAUGCGGUCGUGGCACCAAUCCUCCCCCGAGUCCUGGAAGGUCAAUCGUGCAAUUUCUUCGCCUAUGGUCAUUCCGGCAGCGGGAAAUCUCACACCAUUAUCGGUUACGACUACGAGCAUCCUGACGAGUUCGGACUCUGUCUAGCCGCUGCGCGGUCUUUACAUGAGAUAUUCGAGAAGAUCAAUGCAGCUGAUACGACUGCAACACAACUUGGACUGGGAAUUCGCAUGGUGCGACCUAUAUUAACCAAGGCGUGCUGGAACUUCGAAGACCUACGUCGCGGGUUACGAGUCGGACUGAAGUUGCGUGCGACCGGGACGUCGAGUAUUCACGAUCAGAGUUCGCGGACUCAUGCUGUUCUAGAGCUGGAGAUCGUGACAAGAUCAUUGCUUGAGGCCCACGAUGCUGUCGUCGAGAGACAGUCGGAGCUGGUGCCGGUGGGAAAGCGUGCGACAGAUGUCUACAUCGAAGAACACAUGCGAGCUCUAAUGCAGGACGCAGACGGGAAAUAUAUUCCUAAUCCCGACCACCAAUUAAACCAGGAGGCGAUCGAUGCUGCAGAGACAGAAAAAAUGGAGUUCGAGGCCCGCGUGAAGAAAGCGGAAGAUUACGAGGAUGAAGUGUUCAAGACAACGGCACGCCGUCAUGUAUGUCUUGGGGGCAAGCUUGUGUUUGUCGACUUGGCCGGAUCGGAAUACUAUGACAACAAAAACAGCCUUGGACAAAAGCAGACGUCCCAAGAGAAGCAAGAAGGAAGGUAG